Pestalotiopsis fici W106-1 is the source of this 657-nucleotide messenger RNA. RefSeq lists its product as uncharacterized. Bases 1 to 657 code for a protein of 218 amino acids. Lineage: Eukaryota; Fungi; Ascomycota; Sordariomycetes; Amphisphaeriales; Sporocadaceae. The transcript has 2 exons. The record is from RefSeq and is a predicted model, not a curated record. Gene Ontology annotation, cellular component: RNA polymerase II transcription regulator complex. Gene Ontology annotation, molecular function: DNA-binding transcription activator activity, RNA polymerase II-specific; transcription cis-regulatory region binding.
AUGGACAGCCAGGACAAGGGGGCUCUGGGUUCCCUAAAUUUAGGGUUUUUGAAGACAUUGACUGAAAAGAAGACAACAAGAGAUGGCCUGACGCCAAAGAGGCGGGGUCCCAAGCCAGACAGCAAGCCGGCACUGACCCGUCGGCAAGAACUGAACCGACAAGCGCAGAGAACACACCGUGAGCGAAAAGAACUCUACAUCAAGGCCCUGGAAGAUGAAGUUCUGCGCCUCAAAGAGGUGUUCAGCAACGUGACGCAAGACAAAGACAAGCUAGCUGAGGAGAAUAGGCAACUCAAGCUGCUCCUUGCUCAGAACGGGUCGAUCGGGAACCUGGAUGACAUGACCAGUACGCCCAGCCUGGGAUAUAAUACAUCAAGCCCGAGUGUCUCCGGCACGUCCGGAAGCUACGCACCUGCUUCGAGCGCAACCACGUAUACGCCACCCAUGACAUCGCAGUCAUCCAAUGCGCCACCAGCCACAGCGACAUCACAAAUGAUGCCGACCCAACAACACGGCGUCCCACAACAGAGUCAACACUCGAGAAGUCUGAGUCAGCAGCAACGUGUGGACUAUGAACAGGCAGGGAUAGAUUUCGUUUUAUCGUACGAGAACCCCGACCACUCCACUAAGACAUAUACAUCAUCUCCUCCCCAUUGA